UGUAAAAUGUUUAGUCUUGAAGCACUAGUUUUAUGCAUUCAAUCAUUUGCAGUGGUUAACUCAUGCACCUCAUUUUUUCAGGGUGGAACUAGUUCUAAAGCUAAAUCUUCUGACGGAGCUGGGUUGGAUGAUAAUAUCCCGGAGAAAGAGCUGAACCUGAUCAGCUCCAACCAGGACGGCCGGAUUAUCCUUGAUCUCUAUUAUGAAACCUUAUGUCCUGACUCAAGAUCAUUUAUCCUACGUCAGCUGGAGCCAGCUGUAGAACAAAUCGCAGAUAUUUUCAGUAUAAACUAUAUUCCCUACGGGAAGGCAAGGACGUAUAAAGAUGAUGAUUAUACAUUUAGAUGCCAACACGGUCCACUUGAAUGCCAGGGAAACAUUUACCAUGCCUGUUCAAAUAACUAUAUCGAAGACUCAGGGAAAAAAUUUGAAUUUAUCAGAUGCAUGAUGAUGGAUAACUAUGACCCCGAGGCAGCUGCCCGAAGGUGCGGGUCAGAGUAUACUCUUGAAAUUGAACCAAUAGUACAGUGUGCACGGGGACCUGAGGGAAAACAGCUGCUGGCACACGCUGGUCGACUUACAAGCAAACUCAACCCAAAGAUGACAUUUGUACCAACUAUUCUCUUGAACAGGAAGCACCACUCCCAGCGGCAAAUACUGAGAAAUCUUAAAUCGGAAAUAUGUCGUCAUUACAAGGCCUCUAAUGGGACGAAUAUUCCUGAAAACUGUGUGCUGUGAUGAUAACAAUUUAAUACUGAAGAAAUAUUCAUCUUACUAUACACAUAUCUCUAUUGUUGUAAAUAAACAAAAAUACUAAUUCUCAAUUUAAAAAA
Messenger RNA from Eurytemora carolleeae, 833 nucleotides. RefSeq names its product GILT-like protein 1. The transcript is spliced from 9 exons. NCBI's taxonomy places the organism in Eukaryota, Metazoa, Arthropoda, Copepoda, Calanoida, Temoridae. Gene Ontology annotation, molecular function: oxidoreductase activity, acting on a sulfur group of donors, disulfide as acceptor. Bases 7 to 738 code for a protein of 243 amino acids. The record is from RefSeq and is a predicted model, not a curated record.